Molecule: messenger RNA, 1227 nt
Organism: Zymoseptoria tritici IPO323
Lineage: Eukaryota; Fungi; Ascomycota; Dothideomycetes; Mycosphaerellales; Mycosphaerellaceae
Exons: 2
Coding region: 1-1227 (408 amino acids)
Source: RefSeq, a predicted model, not a curated record
AUGUCCGACAAGUUCUACGUGGUCAUGGACAAUCAAACUCAACACGAGAUUCUACACGGAGAGGCGAAGUUCAUUCAGGGGUUACAUGCUAUCUCGCUCGAACCAGAACUUCGAAUCUCAGCUCUUCCAUCGUUCGCACCGUCCUCAGAUCCAUCUAUUGAACGCUCUUUCACGCAAAGCUUCAAAAGCGUCAAUUUGGUUCGGUUCCGACUGCGUUUCUCAUGGUUCCGCACUUCGCCCACUCAAUGUAAUCUUCGAGAGCUUCCAUAUCAUGUCCUGGACACCAACAAUUGCCGGAUGAAUGUGGUGGUGGGGCUGUCGACGGUUGCGGCGAUUUCAAAAGGAGGUCCAGAAGAGAUCCGGAAAGCAUGGCCGCCAAUUAGAAAGACAAAAGUCCUGGAGCCGACACUAGUUUGGGAGCUUCCAAAACCUGCGCGCGAGACCGGAACCACUUGGAAACUCGACCACGAUAAAAAUAUUACCCAGGCUACGAUCAAGUGGAUAAACGAGGAGAAAUGGGAUCAGCAAAGACAGGACGCCUGGGGGUUAUUGAAGGGAAAGCAUAUGCGACUUUUGUACGAGGCUGCGGAAAACGGUACCAUUGGGACACUUGACCAGACGACCGGAGGUUACUACCUGUCCGUGAUGCAGCAAUUCAUUCAGGGACUGGACGGAGUCUUUUUCAACAACCAAUUGGCACCUUACUGCAAGUUCCGAUUCUAUGAAGACAUUGGAGAAGAGCUUGAAGCUUAUGCUGAGCUGAUCGAAGGCAAUUUCGUGAUGAUCAAAGUGAAGCUAUCGGCGAUGGAGAACGUCAGCGAUAUACGUAACGCCGUUCUUCACGAGUUGUGUCACGCUGUCCAGCUCCUGCUGGGAUGCGACUCAGCACAUGGAUGUAGGACCUGCCUGACGGAAGCCGAAUUCAUCGGACCCAUCGAACAUCCGGAGUGCUUUCUCGACCUUUCUAUGCACGUCGAGAACCUGGCAACCACCUUGUUCGGUGAGCAGGUCGAUCUCGGUCGCAAGGCGGCUAUCGAUUCGUUCGACGACGUUAUCAAUGAUGCCGGCGAGACCUACCCUCACCAUGCCACGCACCACUUCACAAUGAUGCAUUGGCGGGAGACGCUGCAGAAGACGAAUGCGCCUGGUCGCGUUGUUUGGGGGGUCCAGCCGUGUUCCGGGAACGAAUUGCGCAGGGCAAACGCGCCGCUUAAGCGCUCUGAAUAG